Penicillium hordei is the source of this 1275-nucleotide messenger RNA. Its product is annotated as Monooxygenase FAD-binding. The record is from RefSeq and is a predicted model, not a curated record. The transcript is spliced from 6 exons. Gene Ontology annotation, molecular function: FAD binding. NCBI's taxonomy places the organism in Eukaryota, Fungi, Ascomycota, Eurotiomycetes, Eurotiales, Aspergillaceae. Bases 1 to 1275 code for a protein of 424 amino acids.
AUGCAACAAUGCUAUAUUGUUCGCCAGAGCUAUACAUAUGGUGAGAACGGGGAUCGCAUCAAUCCAGGGCGGGUUUGGGACUUUGUAGAAAAUAUCGAAGACACUAGCUUCGACUUUGGUAUCAUGCCGAGGCAACAAUUCAUUGAGAAGACUAUUCGGAUCCGUUUGGAGGCAGCAGGUGUUAAGCUGCACUCUCCUUGUAAGUGCGUGAACAUCGAAAAGACCGAUGAGCCAGACGCAGAUGGCUAUUAUAUUACUGCGACUUUGCGGGAUAUGACCACCAGAGAAGAAUAUACAGUCAAGAGUGCAUACUUGAUGGGCGCCGAUGGAGGAAGAAGCUUCGUCCGCAGGCAUCUCGGCGUAGAAUUUGAGGGGAAUACAACCCAAGACAAAUGGAUUCGAGUUGACGGCAGAGUCAUAACCAACCUUCCCACUCCGAGAAAUUAUGGAUCCAUUCAAAGCGCAAACCACGGCAAUGUCCUCUGGGAACCUCUUGAUCAUGGUGCGACUCGUAUUGGCUUUGUCUUCACCGAGGAACAAGAGCGCAGAUGCAACGGCAAUCUGACAGAAGAGGAGCUCAACACCGGAAUUCAUGACGCUGUCAAUAUUGGCUGGAAGCUCGCAUUGGUCGUGAAAGGGAAGGCUAAACCUACCUUACUCGAGACCUACAGCAUAGAGCGACGCGCCGCAGCCCAAGGCUUGAUUGCCUUUGACCGUAAAUUUUCCACGUUAAUGCCAAAUAAAUGGCCCGAAGACAUGCAUAAAGUCUCGUAUGAGGACAUCAAUGCAGCACUGGCGGAUCUCUUUGAUGAAGCUCAGGGAUACAACACCGGCCUGAAGAUAGCAUAUGAGCCUAACUUGGUCAACGUGGUACCCGCUAAAGAUUAUACCUCAAUCUGCGUUGGUGCUCGCGCACCAGACGCUGGCCUUUUCAAGCCGGGGCUUACUGCGGUCUCUACUACCUUGAACAGCGCUGGGCAUUUCAGAUCUUUUUUCUCGGAUACGGCGAAGCUAGAUACUAUCGUUUCUGCUGAUCCAAAACUAAGCGCUGAAGAGGGACUGGGAGUACCAGCAUUCGGCACAGUUUAUAUGGAUGACAAGAGGCAAGCUCACUCUCGAUAUGGGGUUAAUCUGCGGUAUGGAUCCCUUGUCUUGCGACUAGAUGGACACCUGUGGUUUGCGGCCGAAUUGAGUGUUGCUGGACUCGAGGCUGUGAAGAUGUAUUUGGGCAAGUUCAUCAUCAGCAAAAUGGGGAUUCAGCAAAAAACAUACUGA